Messenger RNA from Alternaria burnsii, 1128 nucleotides. RefSeq lists its product as uncharacterized. The record is from RefSeq and is a predicted model, not a curated record. The transcript has a single exon. NCBI's taxonomy places the organism in Eukaryota, Fungi, Ascomycota, Dothideomycetes, Pleosporales, Pleosporaceae. Gene Ontology annotation, molecular function: oxidoreductase activity. Gene Ontology annotation, cellular component: mitochondrion. The coding region runs from base 1 to 1128 and encodes 375 amino acids.
AUGGAAAAUCACUUACCUGCCACCUACCACGCACUGCAGGUCGACAGUGUCGACACGGGCCUCCAGAUCGUUGAGAAACCAAUGCCCAAGGCCGACACAGGAAGCGCCAUCGUCCGCAUCGAAGCCGCCAAGAUCCUCUCCUACCACCGCGAAGUCUACAACGGCGAACGCCACUACUCUUUCCCAACACCUAUAGUCGGUGGGGGCAGUGCGAUCGGACGGAUCGCAGCCGUUGGACCCGACGCCACGACUUUGACCGAGGGUCAACUUGUCUAUGUUGACUGCGUAGUUCAUGCGCGAGAUGAUCCAGAUACGCUCUUCCUAUCUGCAAUUCACGACAGCGGUGCAGAAGGCAGUAAGAAGCUGAUGCGAGAUGUCUGGCGCGAUGGGGUAUUCGCUGAGUACGCAAAGUUUCCGCUUGAAAACUGCAUUAUUCUAAACGAAACAAUCUUAUGCCAGAACCUGGGCUACUCAAUCGAAGAUCUCAUGUACAUCGGGUAUCUUAUGGUCCCUUUUGGCGGACUACGAGACAUCACACUCGAACCUGGAGAGACCAUCGUCGUGUGUCCUGCAACUGGCGGAUACGGUGGCGCGGGCGUGCAGGUAGCGAUCGCCAUGGGCGCAAAAGUCAUCGCCCUGGGCCGCAACGAAGAAGAGCUUGCGAGAUUGAAAGAGCAUGUGCUCAAGGGUACCCCAGGUGCCUCGAUCGAGACUGUGAAGAUCACCGGAGACGAGGCCACGGAAAUAAAGACGCUUCAGAACUUCGGUGUCAUCGAUGCCGUGCAGGAUUUCACACCGCUGCAAGCUUCCAAGUCGACGCAUCUUAGGGCUGCAACGAGUGCGCUUCGUCGAAACGGGAGGGCCAGUUUAAUGGGCUUUGUUGAUCAACCAGUCGCUCCGUGGCAUUGCGUUGGGCGUAACAUUACGCUAAAGGGUAAGCUAAUGUACGAACGAAGCGAUAUUGUGCAAAUGGUCAAAAUGCUGGAGCGAGGGUUGUUCCCCAGGACUGAAACAUUUGUUGAAACCGAAAUCUUUGGACUGGAUGACUGGGAGACGGCUUUUGAUCGGGCGAGCAAGCACACAGGGAUUGGGAGGCAGGUCAUUCUGAGGCCUAGUAUCAUGUCUUGA